Molecule: messenger RNA, 1944 nt
Organism: Symbiodinium necroappetens
Lineage: Eukaryota; Dinophyceae; Suessiales; Symbiodiniaceae
Source: the annotation of a GenBank genome assembly
AUGGCCCCGGACAUGCAUGUGCAGUAUUCCCAGGUUUUGCUGGAAAGAAUGGAGGCAUUCCCCGAAGGAUCCGUGAAGACAAGCUAUGCGAACCGUGUGACAAAGCUCAGCUUGCCAAAGCCAGCUUCCAGGCAGAAGAUGGUGUCGAUGUCCUUGACUGCGUCGGGUCUUUCAGGUCGGGGUUUGGGAGGGGAGGAGUUGUUCCUGGUGCCGGAAGAAGGCCUGGCUUCGAAGAUGAUGCUCGGCCAAGUCUUGGAGGAGAUAGCGCUACGUUUAUGCAUCCCAACUGAUGGCCUGACACUUCUCUGGAAUGGUCGGGCCCUUCGCAGCGCGAUGCUGUUUUCGGAUCUGAAGGAAUCUCUUCCAGAAACCGUGCUGCGAGUGGACUUGGACUGCGAUGCCUUGCUUCCCCUCGUUUGCAGAAAGCUCAGGCCGGCAGAAGUUAGCUUAGGAGAGGGAAGCCUGGACCUAGAUGUGAAGUUCGACGAACUGCCCGAGAUCGUCCAGACCAUCUGUAAGCCACGGACGUUUAUAACAGACGAUCGAGAGCAUGGAGACCUCCUCUUGAGCUAUGGAAGGGCGGGUGUGCUUGCAUAUCAGCUACGCCGUGGCCCAUACGACAGUCUCAGAGCCGGCCUUCUCGAGCCGAUUGGCUACUUCCCUAUGGCACCAGUCUGGCAGCUCCCCAGAGACUCCAAGCAGGGCAGCAGGAAUUUGGACGUUUGGAGCUGCAAAAUGGAGGUUCCCUCGAUCAAGAAGCUUCUUGAUGAGCACGCAGCAGAAACACAGGAUCGACCCCUUCCCCGCUAUGAGAUGAUUGUGGACCCAAACCAAUUUCUUUCUGACACGCCUGACGGGCCUGUGUGGGUGCCGUGCGAGUUCGACGUAUCUGCAGAUGGGAGGGCAUGCCUCGUUGGAGGUCCUCGAAGCCACGCCUUCCCAACUCUGGCUGCGCGAGUCGCGCAACCUGUCCUGGAGGCGGCGCUUCCACUUCUUGCGCGGCUGCGGCGGCCGCAGCUCCUGCUUGACGAGCGCAGAAUCCAGGUGGUAUUCAAGGCACAGCGAAUUAUUGUGCCAGCUGCUGCCACAGAUGGGUCAGACUCCGAAUAUGUUGGUCUCUGGCAUGUCGAUGGCUACCGGGAGCACAUUGCUGCUGUCGUACUGUACUACUACCACGUCGACGAGGGCCUGGAGGGCGGCAACAUGGAAUUCUGUGGGCGCGAGCCGAUGGAUGUCUUGGGCAUUGGAGAUUGCAGCAACAACUUUUACAAGCUGACCAAAGACCGACUGCGUUCAGCCCUACGUUCCGACGGAUCGUGCUUGGAGACCUGCCGUGUGCCGAUCUCCACUGGCAGCCUCUUAGUCUUCUCGAACUACCAGGUUGCGCACCGGGUUCUCCGGAUGGUGAAUCGCGGGAGUGCAGAAGCAUCGAGGGAUUUUGUAGCCCUCUUUCUGGUGGAUCCUGCGCGGCCGCUGACACCUGCAACGUCAGUGCUAUCCCAGCCCUACAUGCUCACGAGAACGCUGUCGCCGCCUCUGAAGACUGCUGAAGUGCAGAGCAUCUUGGAGUUCCUGGGUGUGUCACAGACCACCAGCAGCGCCAGGAGGCUGCGGAACUCGCUGCUUUGGGAGCAACUGCAGCCAUCGGGAGAAUUCUGUGCCAACAGUGGUGUGGUUGCAACAGGAAACGGCUGCUACACCAUGAUCGGAUGGCUGCACAAGCUUCUGGCUGACCCGCAGCCGCCCAGUUCCUUCCGUAACAUGCGUGACGGGGAGGAUCGCAGGUUGAAUUAUGUUCGAGCACUGAACCUGGCACCACAAGAGCUGGAUCGGGGCCUCUCCGAGGCGUUAUCGCUGGAGUCCAUGGACUUCGAGACGCGCCUGGCCUUGUACGAUGCAGGGUAUGACGUGACUGAUGAGAGUGAGCGUCUCUUACAGCCUUGA